UCAAGGACAAACACAUACUGACUCACACACUUGUCUUACCACAGAGAGCAUGCAAAGAAGAUUUGAUUCAGGAUUUGAAAUAAAGUCUGUGUUCGUGGAUUUAUUUUCUCAAAGAGUUUCCCAAGUGGAAAUAAGAAGGCUCUCCACGCAAGGCUAUGAGUCCAUCAGACCUUUCUCCAUCAUUAAAAUUCUGUAAUUACGCAUCUACCACCAUCACAACCACCACUUGCUUCCUCCAGAUGUCCCAGGAAAGAUGGGUAGCGUCAGCAGUUUGAUAUCAGGCCAUAGCCUCCACGGCAAAAAUUGCAAAGCCUCUGAACAAAAACUCAAAAAGGGGAUUCAUUCCAAGAAAACAGGCCGUGGCUUGGAUAGCCUUAUGAAGUAUGGUUUAUCUCAGGACCAUUACAGCACCAACAACAACUCAAAAGUCAGCUAUCAUUCAGGCCAAAACGAUGACUUCUUUUACAUCAAGGUCAACAACAAGCCCCAAGCCGGUCACCAUAACAUUUAUACAUCUGAAGACAGUCAAGAGAGAAGAGCUGAGAUAGACAGGAGACGAGGGCCACCAGAAUUAGUUCCAAAAUCUGGACAACUAGAAAAGAGUAUAGAGAAGGCUGUGAUCCGACCUACUGCCUUCAAACCUGUUCUUCCCCGCAGCAGCAGUUCUUCAGUGGAGACUCAUAAUAAUCUGAGCACUAUACUUGGCAAGAGAAUUAGUCCUAUAGACAGACUCAAAGAUCUUCAAGAUCCCAAGCUGGAGAUAAAUUCAGGAACCUUCUCUGACUCAGGAAGGAACUCAAUGUCCAGUCUACCCACGCACAGCACCAGUGGCAGCAGCCAGAUGGACAACCUAAGCACUUCAACUAGCCACAUGCUGCGCCAUGGAGGCCCAGCCCUAAAUGUGAACAGAUCCCAAAAUCCACAAGGGGGUGUAACUGGGAUGAAUGGAAACUCUGAAUCCAGUUGGAUGUACAGUGGGACUAAUGUGAUCUGUGAAAACAGCUGGGCCAAUGCGAUUGGUGAAGCUAACAGAAGUAGUGAGUCCACUAAUGCAAACACAAGAUCCAUUGGUGUACUAAGUGAAAGUGUGGCUGCUGCAAUAAGUUUGAGCAGAGAAAUAACUGCUGUGUCACUGACUGUCUCAUCCAUUGAGUCAAAGAUUGACUUCUCUGGAAACCAAGAAUUGCUUUUGGAACAUAACUAUACAGAGCAAAGCCCAAAAAAACCUUCAACUUCGGGCGGCUGUGUCCGAUCCCCGAUUUCAACAGAUGGAUCACUUAUUCAGCAGCUGGAGCGGAAACUUCUGGAACGUGAAACUGUGCUGGCGGAGUUACAGACAAGUCUUGAGGAGAAAGAGUCAGACACAUGUCAGCUGUUUGAGGAGAAGCAACGCUAUUGUGCCGAGGAGAUGGAGGGGUUGAAACAACAUUGUUCUACAAAGCUCCGUCAAGUGUCACAGAGGGCUUUGAAAGCCCAACAGUUAUUGCAGCUUCAGGUGAUACAACUGCAGCAGGAUAAAGAACGUCUGCAGGAGGAGGUGGAUCAGCUGAAUCGUGACAGGGACUGUGCAGAAAGCCGGCUCCGGAUCUAUGAGAGCCAGAAAAACCAUCUAGUACCCACACUAGAGGAAACACAGUGGGAGGUGUGCCAGAAGUCAGGUGAGAUUUCACUGCUAAAGCAGCAGCUCAGGGACUCCCAAGCCGAUGUUGGUAACAAACUAAGUGAGAUUGUCAGUCUCAAAUCCUCACUCAAAGAGUUCAGAAACAAUAUGGAAGAGCUGGACAAAAAGAACAAAGAGCACGAGGAAGCUCUUCGCCUUCGAAACACUGAGGUUGAGGUAUGCAAGAAUGAGUUCCAAAGAAAGGAGAAUGAGGCUGAACUCCUCAGGGAGAAGGUAAACGUGCUGCAAACGGACAUCAAGGGAAUGAAGCAGGAUCUUGCAAUGGCCAAAGAGGAACAACAGCAACUAAUGACCAUGAGAGCCAAGGUCGAGGAGCAACAAGCCAGAAUGAAGGCCCUUAGGGUUGGUGAAGCCAAAAUUAAUGGCAAGGAGGGAUCUGGGGCUGGUAAAACACUCAAUGGAGGGACCGCAGACAUAGACAUUCUACAGAAGGAGGUACAAAGUCUUAGAGGGGAACUGAAGGAAGAGAAACAAAAGAAACAUAAGAUGAUGAACACCUUUCAGCAGGAGAAACUAAUAUGGAAUAAAGAGAAGGACAAAGUAAUCAGAUACCAAAAGCAGUUACAAUACAAUUAUCUGCAGAUGUACAAAAAGAACAAGGACCUGGAGAAGAUUCUGAGGGAGCUAACAGCUGAGAUGGACAGCAAGACAGAGAUUGACAUGUACAGCCAGAGCCCUGACCUGAACUUUGAGAAAACUGUAGCCACAGAGAUAUAGAAGAGGAAUCUUUUCAUACAAUUAACUAAACAGUUUUAAUGGUGAAUGUAUUAACAUCAUGUCAAGGUUACAACAUUUGUGGCUUGACAAAAUGGAAAUGACUUCAUUGAAAUACUAUGUCAGACCUUUGAUCUCAUUGGCAAGAUACACGUUAAACAAAGGGCACAAUCCACAUAGAAACAAAUGAAAGGGAUGCCACAGGAUACUCUAAACAUAAGAUCAUAACUUUUGUACAGACCACCAAAAGAUUUUCCUCUUUCAGAGGGAUCACUUCAUUGGAAAUCAUUUGUCAGCCAUGUGUAUUUCUGGGUAAUGUCUUAUUAUUAAUCUGUACAUACAGUAUAUAACCAAAGGCUUUACCUCCCACUCAUUCAAACAAUCUGCUACUUCUUGCCUAAUCCUUAAGCUAUUGUAAAGACUCACUAGAGAGCAACACAUUAAUGUUGUGAAUGUUUCAUUUCCACUAUUUGCUAUUUUUGCACUCUCCUUACCAAUACCCCUUAUGACCGAUGCUUUGGCAUACAGGCUCAUAAUGAAUCUGUAUGCAGUGAUAUACAGUAGCUCAUACGGUGACAUGUUGUCACAUGGUGAUUGCAAAGCAGAAGUGCUGUUCACAAAUGUCCAGGUACACCACACACAGCAUCUCUCACAAUGCUUAGUGUAGCCAUUACAUAUUCAAUCAUUUAAAGUGAAUCGAAAGUAUUUCAUAGUGUCUUAGCAGCUGUUUAACUGAGCAAUUGUGCAACCGCUACUUUAAAAUCUACUAUCAUAUUUCCUGUUGAAUUUUCUUCAGUCUGGUGUUUUCUGGGACCAUUUUUGUCCAUAAACAGCAGUAUAAAUACAUAUUUGCAAACUGAGUUUUAUGUGCCUCAUUCUACAUUUUGCUGCAGUUUUCUGGUGAAAUUUACACUUGGCGCUACAACAACCAUGCGUUUUAUUCACUGUCACACAAAUCACGAGUACAAUGGCUGAUCAUGACUUUAUAAACACUUUAUUUUACCCUAUAACUCACACACUGCUAUGUUUUGAUAUUGAAACACUUUUAUUCUAAUUUGAAAGAUUUCAUUAACAUUUUUGUAUUACAGACCCACCUGCAUUUACACACUUAUUCCAAUGUGAUUUGCAUCCACAGUAGUUCACCUGAUAGAGUGUUUGCCUUUGGUUUGGAAGACUGCGGUUUGAGACCAGUCAAACACACACGCUGACACUUGAGACAAAAGUGUCAUAGAUGCAACUCCACAUGAUGUGGUUGUUUCAGAAAAUGUCACAUUUUCAUUUAGGAUACUAUUGGUUAGGUUUAUGCAUUGGUUUAGGGUUAGGAUGUCUAUUUUGUUUACCUCUCCUUUGCUUUUAGGCCACUUUUGGUUAGGUUUAGGUAAAAAUGUGUAAGGAUGGUACAUUUCUCUCAUUAAAACCUCUAACAUUCACCUUUAAAACCUUGUCUGAUUACGACACCAUUUCACUCACUUUUGGCACCCACCCGCUAGGCAUUUCACUGGGAAACUGCAGCAAAACGUGUAAUGAAUGUAAUUGUAACAUAAUUUUACAUUCAUGGCAAACUUCAACAUGAAAUUAAUAUCAAAAGAUAAUUUUUGAUGUUCACAGAUUAUCUGCUAGCUCUCAAAUUCUGGUUGCAUUUUGGUUCUGGUUGACACACGAGAACUAAUGCCGUUUUGCAUCAAUGAUGUCAAACCUGACAUGAUGCAUCUAAAGACACAAUUUUUUUAAUGUAAAGGAAUAUUCUGGGUACUCCACAAGUUCAAAUUUACACAGAAAACUUUAGUGAUUUUAAAGUGAUUUUAUCACACUUAAAUCAUAUUAACAGGCAUAUGUUUUACAUUUUGUGACUUUACUUUUGAAACAGUAUUUCAAUGUUUACGGAUUGGCCCCAUUCACUUCUAUUAUAAGUGUCUCACUGUAACAAAAAUUUUGCUUUUUCUAAAGAUCAGGAGGUACGACUCGACAAGAUUUUUGUUGUAACCAAUUUUAUGCCACAAAUGUAUCGAUUGAGCUUAAGUUGUAUUGAACCUGGAAUAUUCCUUCAACACAAGAUGAGAUCCAGUGUAGUGUAAGAUAAGCGAAUAACUGUUAAACUAGGUCUGUUUCAUCACACAAAGCUAUUGAAUGGCUUCACAAGACUUGGAAUAUAGUGCAAAAGCCAUAUGGGCUACAUUUAUAAUAGGUCUGUGGUACUUUUUUGGUAUAGAAAACAGAAGCUUAGACAUGCUGCCUAACAUCUACUUUCAAAUACAGGGUUGAAAAGAGAAAAUGAUAAAAUCAUUUUUAUAAUUUUAUUAAAUUAUAUGAUACAUUUUUAUUUUUUCAAAGGAAAUUUGGACCAGUUCUGGCAAUGUCCAAAGGACCCAUCCAUAGAGUGUCUUCCUGAACAAAAUCUAAAUGGGCCAGUCAUCUCUUUCACACUCCAUCCAAGUAGGAAUUCUGAAUUUGAAUUCAAUAUUUUUUCAAUGUGCCAGGCCAUUAAGACAAGUUAUCUAGCAACAAGAAGCCUGUAUAAUUCAGUAUAAAGAAAGAGGUGAAACACAGAUUAUGAUCAGUUUGACUCAGCUGCUGCAGAGGAACAGGGGAUGAAACAAGAAUAUAAGAGGAGUUGAGUGUCCUUCUUUACAACACCUAAACCUAAAAUGUAGGGGUCGCAUACAUUCCAAACCUCUAUGUGUUGCUGUCCUAUUCAACGUAAUGGUUUAUAAGGCUAUACUUAAAAACAAUUGCCAAGGAAUGUAGCUUGAUAUGGCAAACAGAAAAGACAACAAUGAGGUGGACAGCACUGAGGCAGUUCAGUAAUUAGGUGCCCAGUGUUUCAUCAUGUUUAAUCAAUAUUUCCCAAACAACUACCUUUUAUAUUAUCAUCCUUAGAGCUUCCAGGAGUCUUGAUUUGGUUGGAACAAAUAUAAAUGUAAAAACCAGUGAUAACUGAUAAUCAUGUUUUGAUGGUGAAGGGUGAUUGUGGGACAUAUGGCAG
This is a messenger RNA of Xyrauchen texanus (razorback sucker), 5378 nucleotides long. RefSeq names its product leucine zipper putative tumor suppressor 2 homolog. NCBI's taxonomy places the organism in Eukaryota, Metazoa, Chordata, Actinopteri, Cypriniformes, Catostomidae. The coding region runs from base 254 to 2398 and encodes 714 amino acids. Gene Ontology annotation, biological process: regulation of synaptic plasticity; regulation of dendrite morphogenesis. The record is from RefSeq and is a predicted model, not a curated record. Gene Ontology annotation, cellular component: dendritic spine. The transcript has 6 exons.